Molecule: messenger RNA, 666 nt
Organism: Heterostelium album PN500
Lineage: Eukaryota; Evosea; Eumycetozoa; Acytosteliales; Acytosteliaceae
Exons: 3
Coding region: 1-666 (221 amino acids)
Source: RefSeq, a predicted model, not a curated record
AUGGAAUAUUUAUUCCUCAACAAAAUAGAUCUUUUACUUUAUCAAACAAUCAAAAGACUCAGUCCAGGAUCAAGAGGUCGAGAGCCAACAACGACCGAGUUAAAUCCACCUACACCAGUUGGGUCAAAUCCAAGAACCGUUAGUACAACAACCCAUAUUGAAGCUGUGCCAAACGCUCUGACUACAGGUGGACCAACUUCCCCAGUAGCGACUGAACUAUAUCAUACCAGAGGUAGAAAAAGAAAAGGAAUAGUGACAGAUGGAAAAGUCAAAUUUAGUUCAUACAAAACAAUCACUGGUGUGACUAAAGAUGGCUUUGAAACAUCUCCUAUGCAAUUCAUUUCACAACUUUCUCAUUCACCUCAAGUAGCUCCGUCUAUUUCUUUUGAUACCAAAAUGUCAGUUAUUAUACAUCACUACAAGUGCACUCUACUUGACCCAAAUGGAGAGAGAAGUUUCAAGUAUCCAAAAUUGAUUACCAACGACUGGUGGUUCAGAGAUACCCUUAAAUCAGGAGUUGCUGCAAGAUUUGUGGUUGAAUCAAUUAGCUUUAAAAUCAACUCACUUUUUAACACUGUGACAGUAGAAUUUGAGUAUGGUAAAUAUGCUAUCUCAACAAAAACAGUGAAUGACCAUAUAUAUUGUAAAACCAAUAAUACUAAAUAA